AUGAGUGAUUUUAAUAUUACCGAAACUUAUUUAAAGUUUCUUGAAGAAGAUCCAGAAAUGACUAUGCCCAUAGCGGCUAUCGAAGCCUUAGUUACAUUAUUAAAGGUUAAAAAUCCAGGAACCGCGGCAGAAAUGAUAAGAACCAUUAAGACUUCUACGGAAGAACUAAUUCAAUCCAUUCCUAAUUCUGUUUCAUUAAGAGCAGGUUGUGAUAUCUUUAUGAGAUUUGUAUUGAGAAAUUUACAUCUUUACGGUGACUGGGAAAGUUGUAAACAACAUCUUAUUGAAAAUGGUCAAUUAUUCGUAUCAAGGGCAAAGAGAUCUCGUGAUAAGAUUGCUAAGAUUGGGAUAGAUUUUAUUACUGAUGAUGAUAUUAUUUUAGUUCAUGGGUUUUCAAGAGCUGUCUUUUCUCUUUUAAAACAUGCUGCUGAGAAUUUAAUUAGAUUUAGAUGUGUAGUGACAGAAUCCAGACCGACUUUGCAAGGUACCCAAUUAUACUCCCUAUUAGAAGAAAAAGGUAUACCUGUGACCAUGGUUGUAGAUAGUGCAGUCGGGACUGUCAUUGAUAAAGUUGAUAAAGUAUUUGUUGGUGCUGAAGGUGUCGCAGAAAGUGGAGGUAUCAUUAAUAUAGUAGGGACUUAUUCAGUAGGUGUAUUAGCUCAAAAUGCUAGGAAACCUUUUUACGUUGUCACAGAGAGUCAUAAAUUUGUUCGUAUGUUCCCAUUAUCUUCUAAUGAUUUACCAAUAAAUGGGGAAUUUUUAGAUUUCACUCGUCGUAAGGAUGAUUCACAAGAGGCCUUACGUGGUCCAAUAAUUGAUUAUACUGCACAAGAAUAUAUUACCGCUUUGAUUACAGAUUUGGGUGUUCUGACGCCUAGUGCCGUUUCUGAAGAAUUGAUUAAAAUGUGGUAUGAUUAA
Molecule: messenger RNA, 918 nt
Organism: Naumovozyma dairenensis CBS 421
Lineage: Eukaryota; Fungi; Ascomycota; Saccharomycetes; Saccharomycetales; Saccharomycetaceae
Gene: GCN3
Product: translation initiation factor eIF2B subunit alpha
Exons: 1
Coding region: 1-918 (305 amino acids)
Biological process (GO): translational initiation
Cellular component (GO): eukaryotic translation initiation factor 2B complex
Molecular function (GO): guanyl-nucleotide exchange factor activity; translation initiation factor activity
Source: RefSeq, a predicted model, not a curated record